Messenger RNA from Scutellospora calospora, 297 nucleotides. The record is from the annotation of a GenBank genome assembly. NCBI's taxonomy places the organism in Eukaryota, Fungi, Glomeromycota, Glomeromycetes, Diversisporales, Gigasporaceae.
AUGAUUUAUGACUUAGUAAGUGAAACACCAUUGAAUAAUGAUCUUUUCUUAGAUGAAGAUAUUGUGUUUGAAUUAGAUAAAGAAAUGCAAUCUAUAGACUUCGAUAAUGAUGAAAUUAUUAGUAAUAUUACUAAACAAAGUAUCUUAAUUAAAAAUCUAUUAGACACGACAGUAACCUUACUAGACCUUCAUUACAAAAGUUUAGAUUUCCUUAGUAAUGAUUCUGAAAAACAACUUACUAUUCAAAAACUUCAUUAUGAAUUUAAUAAAAUAGAAAAUUCAGUAUCUAAACUUUAA